Molecule: messenger RNA, 156 nt
Organism: Mucor mucedo
Lineage: Eukaryota; Fungi; Mucoromycota; Mucoromycetes; Mucorales; Mucoraceae
Product: elongation factor 1-alpha 1
Exons: 1
Coding region: 1-156 (51 amino acids)
Source: RefSeq, a predicted model, not a curated record
AUGUGUGUCGAAGCCUAUACUGACUACCCUCCCCUCGGUCGUUUCGCUGUCCGUGAUAUGCGUCAAACCGUUGCUGUUGGUGUUAUCAAGUCUGUUGAGAAGGUUGAGAAGACCGGUAAGGUCACCAAGGCCGCUGUCAAGGCUGGUAAGAAGUAA